This is a messenger RNA of Ascochyta rabiei, 1554 nucleotides long. Its product is annotated as U4/U5/U6 small nuclear ribonucleoprotein prp3. Gene Ontology annotation, cellular component: U4/U6 x U5 tri-snRNP complex. NCBI's taxonomy places the organism in Eukaryota, Fungi, Ascomycota, Dothideomycetes, Pleosporales, Didymellaceae. The record is from RefSeq and is a predicted model, not a curated record. Bases 1 to 1554 code for a protein of 517 amino acids. Gene Ontology annotation, biological process: mRNA splicing, via spliceosome. The transcript has a single exon.
AUGGUCGAGAAGCGCCCCGCCGCCGAGGGCGCUGCCGGCGAUGCUAAGCGCUCCAAGGGCUCAGAAGCCAUCGCAGCCGCAAAGGCAAAGGCCGCUGAGAUCGCUGCGCGCUUUGCUGCGAACAAGGCCGGCGCAUCAGCAACACCGGCACCCGCGCCCGCUGCAGCUGCAAGCGACUCCCAGGCCAAGCUUGAGGCCCUCAAGGCGCGCAUGGCCGCCAUGAGAGGGGCCAGCACGGCCGCCGCGAAGCCCACCACGCCCACGCCCACGCCCGCGCCCGCGUCCGAGCCCACAGGUCCCCGCUUCGCAACCACGCUGGGCAACCGCCGCGCAGAGACACCGGCCGUCGAUGCAGGCCCCAAGGCCGCCGCGCCCAGGCAGAAGCAGCAGCACCACGACGACCUCGAGAACCCCUACUUCGACCCCAGGGCCGCCAGCCUGCCCGGCGUGCGCACAAGAAUCUCGCGCGGCCUGCAGUUCAACGAGCACGGCAAGUACCUCGACCAGGCCUCCAAGCUGCGCGCCCAGGCCCGGCUGGAGCAGAUCAAGAAGAUGCUCGCCAAACAGGCCCGUCGCGCCGGUCUCGACGAGAACAGCGAGCGCGGCUUCCUCGUGCAGCCGCCCCCAGACAUCGAGUGGUGGGACGAGGGCAUCCUCAAGGACAAGACGUACGACUGCAUCCACGACCCCGCCAAGGUCAUGGUGGACACGGACGACUCCAUCAUCACGCUCUACGUCCAGCACCCCCCGCUGCUCAAGGCACCGCAAGACCAGCGCCUCGUCGAGCUCAAGCCCAUGUACCUCACAGCCAAGGAACAGGCCAAACUGCGCCGAAUGCGCCGUGCCGCCGACCUCAAGGAGCACCAAGCCAAGAUCCGUCUUGGCCUGGAACCGCCCCCGCCGCCCAAGGUCAAGCGCGGAAACAUGAUGCGCGUCAUGGGCGAGCAAGCCAUUGCCGACCCCACCGCUGUCGAGAUGCUCGUCGAGACCCAGAUCGCACAGCGCCAGCACGACCACGAGCAAGCAAACGAAGAGCGCAAACUCGACGACGACCAGCGGCACGCGAAACUGCAGACCAACCAGGAAAAGGAUGCCCAAAGGGGUCUCUACCUGUGCGUCUUCAAGGUCAACACGCUCGCCUAUGGCAAGCACCGAUACCAGAUUGACCUCAACGCAAAACAACACGCCCUCACAGGCCUCACCCUCUUCAACCCAGAACUCAACCUCGUCAUCGUCGAAGGCGGCCUGCACUCGAUCGACAAGUACAAGAAGCUGAUGCUGCAGCGCAUCAAAUGGUCCGACAACGCCGAGCCCACAGAGAUCCAGAUGGAGAAACAAGCCAACGACCCGCAGUGGAUGAAGAGCCUCGACGCCAGCGGCAACCUCAAGGACCACUCGCAGAACAAGUGUGUCCUGCUCUUCGAGGGCGAGGUCAAGAACCGCGCCUUCCGCAAGUGGGGGUCCAAGAUGUGCGAGACAGCCGGCGAGGCCCGCGAGGUCCUCAGCAGGAGCAAGCUCGACAGUCUGUGGGCCCUGGCCAAGAGCAUAGACUGA